AUGGCUGCCCUCGCCUCCAUCUCAAACCGCCUAACCACGGCCCAGAGCCAACUCCUCGAGCGCUCCCGCAUCCUCUCACUAGGCAUGCACCCGUCCGCUGCCGCCACGACCCAGAUCGUCCGCACUCUCGGCGGGGUGAAGCGCGAACUGUCGCGCGUGGCCGACGAGGCCGAACUGGAACGUGCAGGCCUAGUCGUGGGCGGCGGGAACAAGGGCCGUAGUGCCCAGUUGGAUGAGGAUGAGCGCGUGCUCGAUUCACUGGGGGAGCGGUAUGAUCGGCUGGUGGACAUGUUGGGCAAGGAUGAGGAUGGGCGGGAGCGGGCAAAGGGGCUCGUAAGGGAGAAGCGGUCAUCAACGCCCGAUGGCGAGGAUGAGGGAGAGGAACUCGAGGACUUUGCGUCGAAUGAUCACGAGUUGCAGGCGCGGACGCAGUCGACCUCACCACCGCUCCUGCAGCCGCAGCCGAUCCGCCCGUUCCGGGACUAUGACGAUGACGAGGAGGGCGGCGAGCGCGAGAUCAUGGACCAGCAGCAGAUGAUGAUGAACGACCAGGACGAGCGCCUCACGCUCCUCUCACACAGCAUCAACCGGCAAAACGACUUGUCUAUCCAGAUCGGCGACGAGCUCGACCAGCACCACGAGCUGCUCGAGGACACGGACGCCGCGAUGGACCGGACGGCGGCAAGGUUGCAGCGCGCGCGUAGGCGGAUGGACACGGUUGCGGACGGGGCCAGGCAGCAUGGGAGCACCAUCACGAUCGUCCUCCUUAUACUGGUGUUGCUCAUGCUCAUCAUCAUCUUCAAGACGUAG
This is a messenger RNA of Cutaneotrichosporon cavernicola, 810 nucleotides long. RefSeq lists its product as uncharacterized. The coding region runs from base 1 to 810 and encodes 269 amino acids. Lineage: Eukaryota; Fungi; Basidiomycota; Tremellomycetes; Trichosporonales; Trichosporonaceae. The record is from RefSeq and is a predicted model, not a curated record. The transcript has 4 exons.